Messenger RNA from Colletotrichum paranaense, 978 nucleotides. RefSeq lists its product as uncharacterized. NCBI's taxonomy places the organism in Eukaryota, Fungi, Ascomycota, Sordariomycetes, Glomerellales, Glomerellaceae. The transcript is spliced from 4 exons. The record is from RefSeq and is a predicted model, not a curated record. The coding region runs from base 1 to 978 and encodes 325 amino acids.
AUGCAACCUAACUUGAGGAAGGCACCUUGGGUCACGGUACGGAUGUUCCUGCCCGCUGACCCUCUCGUCAUUUCCGCAUCUGCAAACUCUACCGUGAACUGCGGAGACACAGCAGACAGCCGAAAUCCUCGACUGACUCUUUCCAAUCCGUACAUCGUCUUUGCGCCUCGGGACACAUACAACUCCUCUCCACCUCCCCCUCCCUCCUUUCGGCUGAUCGACCGCGACAAAGAAGAGUGCCUCCAGGGCGUGGUGCCCCAUACCCUCCAGAGCCAGAGCCAGAGCCAGAGCCGGUGCCAGAAGCAAAGCCAGAGCCAAUCCCAGCUUCUCCCCUCUUCGACCAACGGAUUCCGCCCACCCCCUCCUAAAACCACCCGGCCUCGAAACGGAAAUCUCACCCCCAUCCGGCUCGACUCUCAAGUCCUUGAAUCUCUCUUGUUUGCUCGCUUGCUUGCUGCCUCCUUUCUUUCAACCCGUCUCCUCUGCCCUUUGCAAUCUCACUGGCAGAACAAUAUCCCACUCAUCACGACAUACGAGACUGCAGGCCCCAUUGUUGGAUAUCCAGCACCUUACUUCCCGGCGAGUGAGAGUCUACUCAGUUACAUGCCCCUGUUGCUUCCUUCAUUCCAAGAGAUACCCGGCAACAACCCAGGUUGCUUGCUGGACGUCCGAACCAGCAGCCAAACCCAAACGCAAAGCCAGCCCAACCAGGAGGAGCCUUGGCCUGCAACCUUGAACCCGUUAUCCACAGUCGACAGUCGACAGCCCACUGCGGCGGCAGCAGAGACAAGCAACCUCAAGCAGAGAAGCGGAGCCCCUCACAGGCUCACACAGUCAGGACUCCCAGGAGGCACGCCGCACGAGUACUCCGUACAGAGUGCCGCCCAAAUCUACGAAACAUCGCGUGUUCCAUACCUUAAGCCAUUACCCGGGGGCUCGCAUCCGAGGACAGCCACAGAAACACUCGCCUCUUAUUAA